Molecule: messenger RNA, 752 nt
Organism: Solenopsis invicta (red fire ant)
Lineage: Eukaryota; Metazoa; Arthropoda; Insecta; Hymenoptera; Formicidae
Product: mitochondrial import inner membrane translocase subunit TIM14
Exons: 3
Coding region: 133-492 (119 amino acids)
Biological process (GO): protein import into mitochondrial matrix
Cellular component (GO): PAM complex, Tim23 associated import motor
Molecular function (GO): ATPase activator activity
Source: RefSeq, a predicted model, not a curated record
UGAUGCCCUCGAAAAUAGCAUAUAGAUGGAGUAAUCAUAGUUAGCUGGUCACCCGGUCACGCUGUCACGCUAAAGUUAUUUCUUCCCAGCAUAUACACAAAAUUGCGUCUGCUGUUUCAAACUUUGAAUAAAAUGGCAAGCACAGUUGUAGCAGCAGGCAUUGGUCUGGCAGCUGUUGGGUUUGCAGGUCGUUAUUUGCUCAGGAGAGUACCAAAUUUAUCGCAGAGAAUGGCAGAAACAAUAAAAAGGCUAGAUUCCCAGUCGCUAGCGAACAACAAGUAUUACAAGGGUGGUUUCGAGCCGAAGAUGACCAAGCGGGAAGCCAGUUUGAUCUUGAAUGUGUCACCCACGGCCAGUAAGGGCAAAGUAAAGGACCAAUUUAAUAAAAUAAUGUCUGUGAAUCAUCCAGAUCGGGGCGGUUCUCUAUAUAUCGCUACAAAAAUUAACGAGGCAAAAGAUUUGCUCAUGAAACAAUCGAAAAACGCAUCGUAGUUUGUAAUAUACAUUUGUAAUGUAUUUAGGGACAAAAUUUUAAUAUACAUAGUUAUAAUUCAAUCAUAUAUGGUAUUAUUUUCUCUAUAAUAAAUAUAAUUAUUUUUGGAACUGUACGUUUAGAAAAAUUAACUUUUUUUAAUACUUUUACUUAAGCAGUCAGUUUUCAAGAAAGUUUGUGCAUAAAUAGACACUGUGCAUAUGUAUAUAAAUUCAGAGUCAAUUCUAAUAAAAUAUUACAAGGAUGCUGUUUCUCACAG